Bubalus bubalis (water buffalo) is the source of this 2496-nucleotide messenger RNA. It is a transcript of the gene OCSTAMP, whose product is annotated as osteoclast stimulatory transmembrane protein. The transcript has 3 exons. The coding region runs from base 595 to 2010 and encodes 471 amino acids. Lineage: Eukaryota; Metazoa; Chordata; Mammalia; Artiodactyla; Bovidae. Gene Ontology annotation, cellular component: membrane. The record is from RefSeq and is a predicted model, not a curated record.
GGGGUAGUGGCAGCGGGACAGAGCUGUGAUUCAAAACCAGGUCCAUGUUGGAAUAAGGACAGGAAGGGAGCUGAGAGAGGGUCCAGAGCCACUGAUAGUCAGAAAGAGUCAUAGCAGAGGUCCAGUGGUCUCCUGUGGGUUUCUACCCGCUAAGAGUUAGGGACCAGGCUCCUCUGGGGGCACAUAACUGUUCAGUGGGAGGGAAAGGAGAAGCUGAGCUGAGGUCUAUCCCCAACACCACCACCAAUGAGCUGCAUGGCUUCCCUGAGCUUCAGUUUCCUCUUCUGUGAAAUGGGACUAAUUCUACCUUCCUGAUAUCAGGGUUAGUAGUGUUGCUUGUAAAAGAUCAUUUCUCUCCUCCCACACCUUCCACCAGCUCCUGCCGGCCAGAAGAGGAUGAGGCAGCUUGCCCAACCCCCUGGGAGGUGGACCCAAGCAGGGCGGGACAAGGCUCUCAGGAGCACUUGAUUAAGGGCAGAAAAGCAGAAGUGACAGGGUUUCCCAAGUCCUGGAGGACGCAAUUCCCCCCACUUCCCCUCCACCUGCCAUCGCUGCCUGAGUCCGCCUGCCCACAUCUGCUGCUGUUCAGGAAGCAUGAGGCCCCCCGGGGGAACACUUGAACACCUCGUCAGGACCGGGUGGAGAUACUGGUACCUGGGGCUCCGCAAGGCCGUUGCCCUGCUGCAGGCCACCUGGAUUACCUACUCCCAGCCUGUCCCAGCCAGCUGUGGCCAGCUGCUGACCCAGGUCCUCCUGUGUGGUUCCCUGGCCCUUGCUGCCACGAGUCUGACCUACUGCUGGCUGGCGUCCUCGCUGCUUUAUCCUCUCGGGCCCUCGGCCGUGGUGGCCACUGUCUGUGGCCUCCUGGCCUUCCUGGGGCUGGUCCUGGUGCCCCCCGCCCGCUGCCUGUUUGCGCUCAGUGUGCCCACGCUGGGCACAGAGCAGGGCCGCCGGCUUCUCCUGUCCUGGAGCACCGCCACCCUGACCGUUGCUGUGGUGCCCAACAUCCUGGCCAACCUGCGUGCCACUGGGCAGGUGCUGAGGUGCGUCACGGAGGGCUCCUUGGAGAGUCUGCUCAACACCACCCACUGGCUGCAGACAGCAUCCCAGGCCCUGAGCCCUGACGGCCAGGUGGGCAGCCAAGGCCUGACGCUCCAGGCCCAGGGCGACAGCGCUGCCGCCUUCCGGCUCCACAUGCUCAGGGUCACCCAGCAGGUCCUGGAGGACUUCUCCGGCCUGGAGUCCUCGGCCCGGAUGGUAGCACUGGGGACCCAGAGGGUGGUCACUGGGCUCUUUAUGCUGGGCCUCCUGCUGGACUCGGCCUGGUACCUCCACCGCUACCUGACCGACCUGCGGUUUGAUAACAUCUAUGCUACCCGGCAGCUGACUCAGCGGCUGGCAGAGGUCGGAGCCACCCACCUGACGGCCUCCCCUCCAGCCUGGCUGCUCUGGGCAGCCCGGCCGAGGCUGUCCCAGGCGGAACUGCUGAGUUGUCUGGUGAGGCUAGGGCUGUUCACCCUGCUCCUGAUGGCCAUGGCGGUGACGGUGGCCAUGGACUACGUGGCCUUCCUCCUGGCGCAGGCAGCUGUGGACUGGGCUCGGGAGCUGCCUGCUGUGCCCGUCACGCUAACCAUCAAGUACAAUGCUGCGUACACCAUCCUGGGCUUCCUUCCCUUCCUCUUCAACCGGCCACCUCUGGAGAACCCCUACCUCUCUGCCCACAACUCCUUCCAGUGGGAGCUGCGCUUCACUGCCCCAGGCUGCCCGCUGCUGCCCGCCCGGCACCCGCACACGGCCGCGCCCCUGGCUGCAGGCGCCCUGCAGCUCGCGGCUUGCUCCACGGUCCUCCUGGAGACCUACGCCCGCCGCUUGCGGCACAGCAUCGCUGCCUCCUUCUUCAGGACCCAGGAGGCCAAGAGGGUCCGCCACCUUCAUGCCCGCCUCCAGCGAAGAUAUGACAGGCACCGAGGCCAGCCGGAGCAGCCGCAAGACGCUUCCUCCUGCUCCUGACCCCCAGGCCGGGCAGCAAGCGCCCAGCACAGGUAGACAGACCUGCUGGACACCUGGAAGGACAUGGAGCAGUGAGACUGAGGGGAAGGAGCUUUGGCAUCACCCAGACCUGAGUUGUAACCUUGGUCCCUCUGCUGCCUCCCUGCGUAGCCUUGGGUAGAUUGCUCCCCUCGCUGAGCCUUGGUUUCUGUAACUGAAUAAGGACUGCAUAGCAACAAUUAAUGUGACCUGCUUUGCACAUGGAAACGUAGCAAGGAUGGAAUGAGACGGUGGGCAGCAAAGGCCUGGAUAAACAGAAAAGGAUAAUGCACAGUGCAGACAAGCUUCCUCUGGGCAAGUCAGGGGGCAUCUGUCCAGGUUGCCUGCUGCAUCGGCUGCUGUCCCCUGUAGUUGGAGACUUUGCACCCUGAUUAUGUCUGAAAUGCCCCUGGAACUUAUCUGUAUGUUCCUGAAUCCUCUGGGCUUAUUUAUAGUCAUUAAAAUUUU